UUCGACAAUCAGCAAGCAUUGGGAGGCAGAACUGGCCACACUCAAGGGUAAUAACGCUAAGCUCACAGCAGCCCUGCUGGAGUCCACUGCCAAUGUAAAACAAUGGAAACAACAACUUGCUGCCUAUCAGGAGGAAGCAGAACGUCUUCAUAAGCGGGUGACUGAGCUAGAGUGUGUGAGCAGUCAAGCCAAUGCAGUCCACACUCAUAAAACAGAAUUAAACCAGACAAUACAGGAGCUAGAAUCUACGCUGAAGAAAAAAGAAGAGGAAAUAGAAGGAUUGAAACAAGAAAUCGACAACGCCAGAGAGCUCCAGGCACAGAGGGAUUCUCUGACCCAGAAGUUACAGGAAGUAGAAAUUCGAAACAAAGACCUGGAAGGCCAGCUGUCUGAUCUAGAGCAACGUCUGGAGAAAAGUCAGAAUGAGCAAGAAGCAUUUCGCAAUAACUUGAAGACACUUUUAGAAAUUCUUGAUGGAAAAAUAUUUGAACUAUCAGAGUUACGAGAUAACUUGGCCAAGCUGAUAGAAUGCAGCUAAAGAAAAUGGGUUUUCAGUGCCAAUCAGUUUAAAGAUGCACUGUCUCUCUUCAUAAGACUGUGUUGGGCUCUGCAUCAAAGUUGCACAAAAUUAGAGAAUGCUCCUCUGGGAGGGAUUGUUUUAAAUUCGAGUCAUAUUUCAAUGUAAAAUUUAGAACUUACUUAGCUGUAUCUCAAUGAAGAAAAAAUACAACAAAAAAACUUGAAUUACAAAUUACCUCCUUGUACGUUAUUGGCCACAGAUAACUUGAAAGAUAUUAAAAGUAAUUGAAUGCAAUCCUUUUCUAAUUAUGAGAUGUGGAAGAACUAGCAGUGCCCCAGGUCACUUCCCCUUUUUGUGAUAGAUACAAUAUAGGUUGUCUGCUGUUUUAUUUAUUUAAGAUAUUUAAUUGCUGUUUGUGCAAGAACUUAGUGAUGACAGCCCUUUAUUUUGUUGUUCUUAAUAAUUUCUCAGGAUACUUUGCACUGUGGAAAAGCAGUGCCAUUACCAAUUUAUUCUUGCCAGGAGUGAGAGAG
This is a messenger RNA of Nestor notabilis (Kea), 1053 nucleotides long. Its product is annotated as homer protein homolog 1. The record is from RefSeq and is a predicted model, not a curated record. Gene Ontology annotation, molecular function: G protein-coupled glutamate receptor binding. The annotation marks the transcript as partial. NCBI's taxonomy places the organism in Eukaryota, Metazoa, Chordata, Aves, Psittaciformes, Psittacidae. Gene Ontology annotation, cellular component: dendrite; plasma membrane; cytoplasm. The transcript has 4 exons. Gene Ontology annotation, biological process: G protein-coupled glutamate receptor signaling pathway; regulation of store-operated calcium entry.